Molecule: messenger RNA, 372 nt
Organism: Aspergillus fijiensis CBS 313.89
Lineage: Eukaryota; Fungi; Ascomycota; Eurotiomycetes; Eurotiales; Aspergillaceae
Exons: 4
Coding region: 1-372 (123 amino acids)
Source: RefSeq, a predicted model, not a curated record
AUGAAUGGCAGCCGAGUGCCCAAGCACCAGCAAAAGAACGGCAGUACAGUCCCCAGGACGGUACUUGGGGAGAGGGUAAAAGGGAGAAAGAAAAGAACGAGAUUAGAAAGAGGAGAAAGAAGGGGAAAGAGGAAGAAGAAGAGGAAGAAGAAGAAGAAGAAGAAGAAGAAGAAGAAGCAGCCGAGAAGUGACAACGGCAGGGGAGACAGAAAAGAGCAGGGCAGAGAGCACAGUGGAAAGGCGCGAGUACUAGGGACUCUACUAGUACAAGCAUGGGCAGGGGGAGGUUUCUUAUCCCGUAUCACUAUGCUUGUGCUGAAUGUCCAUCACCAGCUCAGAGGCAUUGUCACUGCUGCGCAAGUUGUGGGUUAA